AUGUUGGUGCGGCCACAAGGGAAGCGCAGGAAAUGCCGUGUGCGCACCGCAGGGCGAGUGACUGCCGCAAAGCCCCCACGGGUCAACCGAGCUUUGGGCCCCACGAUGAGCCUUGUGUGGGGGGAGAGUCCGCUCUCUGUCCUUCUGGCCGACCCCCACAUCUGGAACUGGAAGUGGGAAUCACUCACGGGUCUUUUCUGCACGGCUGACGGCGGAGCUCUCCAGAGCCGGAGUCUGGACCACCGCUGGAGUUCCAAUCCAGUUCAGGCCCAGAUUAUGUCACAACUUAAUUGGCUUCUCCCGAGAGCCAGCGUGAUGCAGGGGCUGAUCCGUUGGGCUGCAGAGGCGCAGGCUGCCAACUUAGCAUCCAAGUGCCCCUCCGUCUUUCUGGACAUUCCCAGCGACCGUCUGCCGAUAAGCGAGCAUGAAGCCUGCCGCCUGGCCUUCCCAGCUCUUUGGGUGCCUCCUGAUGCUGGCUGUCUCUCUGACCGCAGAUACAGUACCAAGGAUGACCUUCCGGAGGGAAUCCGGAAGCAGAAGCCCUGGGAUGGACGCAGGAUUUUAGGCUGCUAUGGUGAAGCCCACUGGGACUCCAGCAGGAUCCUCACACCGUUCAGCAAACCAGGGGUUCUGAGCUACGACACUUUGCUCCUGAGCAAAGACGGGGCGACUCUCUAUGUGGGUGCCAAAGAGGCCAUCCUCUCCUUCGAUAUCACCAGCACUAAGUCCAUCAAGCUGAAGGGUGAGAUAACCUGGAGGCCCAUUCCCAAGAAAAGGCAGGAGUGCAUCUUCAAGAGGAAUAAUGUCGAGACAGAUUGUCACAACUUCAUCCGCAUCCUGGUAGCGCUGAACGAGACGCACAUCUACGCCUGUGGAACCAACGCCUUCAACCCCACUUGUGCUUACAUUGAUGUGAAGACCUUCACCCUGGUGAGCGAUGCAACAGGGAAACCCGUCCUCGUGCCAGGGAAGGGUCUCUGUCCCUAUGACCCUCAGCACCGGAACACAGUGACCUUCAUUGACGGGGAACUUUACACGGCCACCAUGAACAACUUCCAAGGGAGCGAGCCCAUCAUCUCUCGGACCCUGGGAAGCAGGGUUGCCUUGAAGACCGACAGCGCCCUUUCCUGGAUGCACGGCGAUGCAGUGUUUGUGGCAUCUUUCAUCGCCCCAAAGCCCUCGGAUGAUGACAAAGUCUACUUCUUCUUUGAGGAAACGGCGAAGGAGUUUGACUUCUUUGAGAAACUGACCGUCUCCAGGGUGGCUCGCGUCUGCAAGAACGACGUCGGGGGGGACAAGUUGCUGCAGCGCAAGUGGACCACCUUCCUGAAAGCCCAGCUCUCCUGCAUCCAGCCGGGGCUCUUUCCGCACGCCGUCAUCCAGCACGCUUUCGCCGUCCCACAGCCGGGCGGGGGUGCCGUCUUCUAUGGCGUCUUUGCUUCCCAGUGGCAGGCCGACCCCCACCGAACCACUGCAGUGUGUAGCUUCAGCCUAGACGCAGUCAAAAAAGCCUUCGAUAGGAAAUACAAAGACUUCAACAAAGACUGUUUCCGCUGGACGACGUACGAUGGUCCGGUCCCGGAGCCCCGCCCCGGCAGCUGUUCAGUUGGUUCAUCAUCAGACAGAGCCCUCAGCUUCAUCAAAGAACACUUCCUGAUGGAUGAGAUGAUUGAGCCGAUCGAUAACAAACCUCUGCUGGUGCAGCACGAAGUGAAAUACACCCGGAUUGUGGUACACCAAACUCAGGAUACUUCGGGGACUCUCUACAAUGUGCUGUUUCUGGGGACAGACAAAGGUUUCCUUCACAAAGCGGUGGUUGUCGGCAGCGGAGUUCAUAUCAUUGAGGAGAUUCAGCUCUUUGGGAAGCCGGAAGCAGUCCAGAACCUGUUGCUCUCGCCUGAAACGGGGGUCUUAUAUGUGGGCUACUCCCAGGGAGUCUUGCGAGUCCCGCUGGCCAACUGCAGCGUGUACGCAACCCGCGCCGACUGCGUAUUAGCGCGGGAUCCUUACUGCGCCUGGGGUCGAGGCAAGUGCAGAAGCACUCGGGAAAACACAGCGGACAAGAGUGGCUGGCUGCAAGAUAUCGUGUUGAAGAAGCCCAGCAUGGGAUGCCAGCGCAACAGCAGGAAGGGCAGCACCUCGCCAGAGUCCAGGAGUGACCUUGUGGGCGUCUCGACAAAAGUGCUGAGCGCUCCCCUCCACACCAUGGUGAGGCUGCCCUGCCCCCAGCUCUCGGCCCUGGCCAACUACUCGUGGAGCUACCCCAAAAGGAAGAUGCAGGACAGCAUGGUCAGGGAGAACGACCAAGCCCUGGUGGUCCUCGUGCAGAAAGACACGCUGGGCACCUACGAGUGUUGGGCUGACGAGAGCGGCUGCCAGCACAUGGUGGCCCAGUACCAGCUGCGCUCCUCCAGCCCCAUCGAGUCAUUGCACACCUACUGGGUCCAGUUUGUCAGCGUGACGGUGCUUCUGGCCAUGGCCUUGGCGGGGGGCCUGGCGGCGGCCUUCUUCACCUACCACAACAAGCUGAAGGCCAAGAGCAAAGUGCAGGCGUGCAGCACCCCCGAGGCCAGCAAAGCCUCCGGCCAGGACAAAGGCCCCCUCAACACCAACCAGAACGCUCCCCAAGGGAACGAGUACCAGAUGCAGGGGCCUGGCCAGGAAGCGGCCGGCAGCUCCAAAACCUGCUGUGUCCAAGUGGACGGGACUUCUCAGGACACGGAUGCUGAAAACAACCGCUUGAACCCCAGCGUGGCCAACGGCGAGGGCUCCAGAGGGGCCGUGGCCAGGAACGGGAUCUAG
Messenger RNA from Elgaria multicarinata webbii, 2802 nucleotides. RefSeq names its product semaphorin-4A-like. Gene Ontology annotation, biological process: semaphorin-plexin signaling pathway; axon guidance; positive regulation of cell migration. Bases 1 to 2802 code for a protein of 933 amino acids. The record is from RefSeq and is a predicted model, not a curated record. Gene Ontology annotation, cellular component: plasma membrane. The transcript has 18 exons. Lineage: Eukaryota; Metazoa; Chordata; Lepidosauria; Squamata; Anguidae. Gene Ontology annotation, molecular function: chemorepellent activity; semaphorin receptor binding.